CAGGCUAUAUCACGAUCUCAUCCACACGAUCUCAUCCACACGAUCUCAUCUGCGCGAUCUCAUCUGCGCGGUCUCAUCUGCGCAAUGUCGUCGGCCCAUCGCCACCACGACUGCUCCCAGGCCGGCUGCCAUAUUCCCAACCCUGUAUACGCCCAGUCGCUCGACGAGCUCGAGUUUGAGCGCUCGUUGCCGGGGCUGGCCCAGUCGGGCGAUUCGUCUCGGGUCCAGAAGCUGCUUGCCAAGGGUGCCGAUCCGAACCAGCCGGAUUCCUCGGGCUAUACUGCUCUCGUAAGGAUGCUCCAGCUGCCUCGGCCCUGUUGCGAUCUGCACGAUCGGGAGCACGUAGCAUUGUGCACAUCCUCGGAUGCACCGCACCCUGCUCUCGUUAAUCCCAUCUUCUGCCCAUGCUCUGGACAACAGCACUAUGCCAGCCGACAGGGCAAUGUGUCGCUCUGCCGCAUGCUGCUCGAUGCCGGUGCCGAUCCGAACGCGGCGACGAUGCAGCUCAAAACAACGGCAUUGCACCGCUCGGCUGCCCAGGGUCAUCUCAGCGUCACCAAGCUGCUCCUAGCAUCGGGCGCAAAGCCAGAUGGCCAGGACGAUCGAGGACAGACAGCUCUGCAUGCCGCAGCCCAGAACGGCCAUCUCGACGUCGUCCGGCUCAUACUCAACACCUCGGCAGACCCAGCUGGGCUCAAAGCGACUCGAGACCGCAAGGGCCAGACUGCCUCGGACCUGACCGCCGUCGACGACAUCCGGGCUCUCCUUUGCGCCAGCUGAAGAGGCAGCCGCUUCCGCUGGAGCUGCUUGGGACGGCCAGCACCCGUUUGCUGUUUGUGAAUCGAUAAGAGUGAUCUUGCUCAUUUGUUCGGACGUAAUGGCAGCCUCCGGAUCGAGUGCCGUUGGAUUUGCGGACUGGGGCAGCCGACCGCCCGCCGUCGAUGCUCCAAGCAGCAUCCGAGGUUUGCCAUCGGCGAGUGCGGUCC
Molecule: messenger RNA, 986 nt
Organism: Polychytrium aggregatum
Lineage: Eukaryota; Fungi; Chytridiomycota; Chytridiomycetes; Polychytriales
Product: ankyrin repeat-containing domain protein
Exons: 2
Coding region: 85-780 (231 amino acids)
Molecular function (GO): protein binding
Source: RefSeq, a predicted model, not a curated record